Messenger RNA from Linnemannia hyalina, 1596 nucleotides. The record is from the annotation of a GenBank genome assembly. Lineage: Eukaryota; Fungi; Mortierellomycota; Mortierellomycetes; Mortierellales; Mortierellaceae.
AUGUCAGGAUCCCCAGCACCAUCACCUGUGAUCUCGGACAUGACCUUGUCCGCUGAAACCCCCGCACCAGCUGCGGUGCCAAAGGCACAGGCUCCCGCCAUGAAGCGGUCCAAGAAGGUCAAGAAGCUUACCAAGAAGGACAUCGACGAGGUCUUGAUGCACGAUAUCGUUGAGCUGCGAGGACACAGCCACUGGGACUGGGACCCAAAGACCCCUCCUCCUUUCCAGAACUUUGAGGAGUUAGAGGUUACUAUCGGCAGUCUCGCUCAGUCUGGCGAGGGUCUUGCCCUCUUGCCUGAUCGUGGAGAGGGAUGGGUCUUGGUAGUCCCAUUUGUUGUGCCAGGCGAGAAGGUCAUGGCCAGAGUUUACAGACACAACUGGGGUUAUUCAUACGCUGAUCUUGUUGAGGUUAUCCAGCCUGCAGAGAACAGGAUCGCCAAGAACGACAUCUUGUGCAAGUACUUUGGCGCAUGCGCCGGAUGCCAGCUGCAGCAUAUCUCCUACGCCGAUCAGAUGAAGUUCAAGCGUCAAGUUGUCGAGAAUGCAUUCAAGAACUACGCUGAAAAGUACUUUGCUACACUCCCACCUGUCGAUCCUGUUUCUCAGUCACCCAUUCAAUCCAACUACCGCACCAAGAUCACCCCUCACUUUGAAGCUCUGAACCCCAAGCACCAGUCAGCUGGAACGGCCCAACCUGUCCAAAUCGGAUUCAUGCAAGCAGGAAAGCGCAGGAUUUUGGAUAUUGAGGAAUGCCCCAUCGCCACACCCAUUGUCAACGAAGGAAUGAAGACCAUGAGAGCCGAGGUGCAAAAAAACAUUGCAACAUACAAGAAGGGCGCCACUAUGCUUCUUCGCGAGAGUAACCCAAUUGUCCCAGGAACAGAGUCAGAGAACCCCCCUACUACCACCAAGGUUUGUGUGACGGAUCACAAGGAGACCAUUACAGAAUGGGUUGGGAAAUUCCGGUUCGACUACCCAGCUGGAUCGUUCUUCCAGAACAACAACGCCAUCUUGCCAUCUCUGAUCGGCUAUGUUCAACAGCAGCUUCACCUUCCUCUCGCCUCUUCGACCACACCAGUUCCCUCCUCGGACUCUACUUCAGCGUCAACCUCAUCUUUGAACCACGAAAUCAAAUACUUGGUGGAUGCCUACUGCGGCUCGGGAUUGUUUGGUAUCACCUGCCACGAGGGCUUCAAGAAAGUGUUGGGUGUUGAGAUUUCAGCAGCCUCUAUCUCUUGCGCCACCAACAACCUUGUUUUGAACAAGCUGUCGACGGAGACAACAGCAUUCCAUUUGGAUGAUGCCGACAAGAUCUUUGCCCACAUUGACUUUCCCUCUGCAGAGACGGCACUGAUUAUCGAUCCUCCCAGGAAGGGCUGCUCGGACGAGUUUUUGGACCAGAUGGUGGCAUUCUUGCCAGCACGUGUUGUCUAUGUGAGCUGUAAUGUCCAGACACAGGCCAAGGAUCUCCAGGGACUGCUAGAUCGCUGCCACGCCAAGGGCUUGCCUGGCUAUAGGGUGGAGGCCAUCCGCGGUUUCGAUCUCUUCCCGCAGACCAGGCACGUCGAGGGCGUCAUGACCUUGACCAGACUCUAA